GUCCAAAUAGAAACCAAACAGCGAGUGUUUUUAGUUUCUCAUUGACCCUCACAUAGUUUCAUUUAAUUUAUUAGUAUAUAUACAGAUAAUUCUUUCCGAUAUAUCCAAGAAAAAAAGAAAACUAUAGUUGUAAAAGUUGGCAAGAAAACUACUUUUCUGCACUUCUCAUUUUGGAUUUCUCAUCUUCAGAACUUGUAAAAUUCGCUUUACAAUUCUGCAAAAUUUCCUGCUCAAUUUGGUUGCUUCUUUUGAGCCCAUUCUGGUGUUUUAGUUCAGUUGCUUGAAGGUCAUGCUUGUUAGGGAGCUCUUUGUUUUCUUGUUUAUGAUUGUCAGUUGCUUCAAGGUUCUGAAAUUUGUUGAGGCAAAGCUGGUCCAAGAAGAAGUUGAUGCUCUGGAAGAAAUUGCAAGAACAAUGGGCUCAACAUACUGGAAGUUCAAUUCCGAUUCUUGUGAGCUUGAAGAGGUUGGAAUAACGCCGGAGCCACCGAAGCAUGCAGACCAUAGCAUAGAUUGCAAAUGCAAUAAUGAGGACAAUACUGAUUGUCACGUCAUAAAGUUACUGCUCAAGGGUCAUAAUCUUCCUGGGGUUCUUCCUCCUCAACUUGUUAAGCUUCCUUACCUCCAAGAAAUUGAUUUUGCUUACAACUUGCUCAACGGUUCUAUUCCACUUGAAUGGGCUUCAUUGCCGUUGACCUCAAUCUCUCUUCUUGUAAACCGCUUGUCAGGAGAGAUUCCAAAGGAACUGGGAAAUAUUACCACUCUUAAAUAUCUGUGCCUUGAAGCAAAUCAAUUUUCUGGUGUCAUACCUUCUGAACUUGGAAAGUUAAUCAACCUGCAAAUAUUGAUGCUGUCUUCAAAUCUGUUGACUGGAAACUUGCCGAUGUCGUUUGCUGGGCUAAUUAACCUAACAGAUGUGAGGAUAAAUGAUAACAACUUAAAUGGAACCAUUCCUAACUACAUACAGAACUGGAAAGGACUUAAAAGAUUAGAAAUGCAUGCAAGUGGACUGGAGGGCCCCAUUCCAUCAAAUAUUUCCCUUUUGGAUAGUUUAGUAGAGCUGAGAAUUAGUGACAUAAGAGGACCAAGCCAGGGCUUCCCUAAUCUAAGCAACAUGAAAGGCCUAACAAGAUUGGUUUUGAGAAACUGUAACAUUUUUGGGAAGCUUCAUGAUUAUAUCUGGGGGAUGACAAAUCUGGAAAUGUUGGAUGUCAGCUUCAACAAGUUGAUUGGGACCAUUCCAGAUACCAUAACUGCAAAGCGGCUGCGAUUUGUCUUUUUAACCAGCAACUUGCUAAGUGGAGAUGUGCCAGAUUCAAUCUUAAAGGGAGGAAGUAACAUUGACUUGUCAUACAAUAACUUCACAUUACAAGGCCCUGAACAACCUGCUUGUCGAGAACACAUGAACUUAAACUUGAACUUGUACCGAAGCUCAACAGUGCUGAAUCGCUCAAGACGCCUGCUUCCAUGCAUGAAGACUUUCAAAUGUCCCAAGUAUUCAAGUUGUUUACAUAUUAAUUGUGGUGGAAAAGACACUAUCAUCAAGGAAAAUAAAACAUCCAUUUCAUAUGAAGGAGAUGUAGCAGGUGAAGGUGGGGCGGCAACAUAUUUUAUAAAUGGCCAAAGCUACUGGGGAUUUAGUAGCACUGGAGACUUUAUGGAUGAUUAUGAUUACCAAAAUACUCGUUAUACUGUGUCUGUCCAGUCAUCAAAUAUUUCCGAACUGUACUCAACAGUACGCAAAUCGCCAAUUUCUCUUACAUAUUUCCAUUAUUGUUUACAAAAUGGGGACUACAGUGUAAAAUUGCACUUUGAAGAGAUACAAUUCACUAAUGACAAAACAUACAACAGCCUGGGAAGGCGUAUAUUUGAUAUUUAUGUUCAGGGAAGGUUAGUAAGGAAGGAUUUCAACAUUGAACAUGAGAUUGGUAGUGCUCGAAAGCCUUUAGUAGUACUAAUACCUAAAGUUAAAGUGAACAAUAAUAUCUUGGAGAUCCAAUUUUAUUUUGCUGGCAAAGGAACAACAAGGAUUCCUGAAAGAGGGGUUUAUGGCCCCAUCAUAUCAGCCAUCUCUGUAUCUUCUGAUCUGAAACUUUGUUCAAGUGUUCAAAAGAAGGGAACUGUUCAUAUUGUGGUUGGAAUUAUUGGAGCAUCAGGCCUCAUUUUCAUUGUACUGGGAAUUCUUUGGUGGCAAGGCUAUUUUCCAGGAAAAUGGAGCCAAAGAAAAGACAGCAAAGGAUUGGCAGCUGGGACCUUUUCAUUAAAACAAAUCAGAGCUGCCACUAAUGACUUUGAUCCUGCUAACAAGAUCGGAGAAGGUGGUUUUGGUCCCGUGUACAAGGGUCUUUUAUCUGAUGGAACUGUGAUAGCAGUGAAACAGCUCUCCUCUAAAUCAAGGCAAGGAAAUCGUGAAUUCUUGAAUGAGAUUGGCAUGAUUUCUUGUUUGCAACAUCCAAAUCUUGUGAAGCUUCAUGGAUUUUGUGUUGAAGGCGACCAAUUAUUGCUGGUAUACGAGUACAUGGAAAAUAAUAGUCUUGCCCGUGCCUUGUUUGGUCAUGAAAAUAAUCAUCUUAAACUGGAUUGGCCUACAAGACUCAAGAUCUGCAUUGGGAUAGCUAAGGGCCUAGCUUUUCUCCAUGAAGAAUCAAGACUUAAGAUUGUUCAUAGAGAUAUCAAAGCUACUAAUGUGCUGCUAGAUGGGAACUUGAACCCCAAAAUUUCAGAUUUUGGAUUGGCUAGACUUGAUGAAGAGGAAAAGAGCCAUAUCAGCACUCGGAUCGCUGGAACUAUAGGUUACAUGGCACCAGAAUACGCGCUAUGGGGAUAUCUGACUGAAAAAGCAGAUGUUUAUAGUUUUGGAGUCGUGGCCUUGGAAAUUGUUAGUGGGAAGAGCAAUAACAACUGUAUGCCGGGCAGCCAUUGCAUUUGUCUCUUAGAUUGGGCAUGCAAUUUGCAGCAGAGUGGAAAUCUGAUGAAGCUUGUUGAUGAGACAUUGAAGUCAGAGGUCAAAAAGGAAGAAGCAGAAACUAUGAUCAAAGUAGCCAUGUUAUGCACAAAUGCUUCUCCUACAAUUAGACCUAGCAUGUCUGAAGUUGUGAACAUGCUUGAAGGUCGAAUGUCUAUUCCGGACAUAGUUCCAGAACCUAGUGGCUAUACUGAAGAUUUGAGGUUUAAGGCGAUGAGAGACCUUCUAAAACACUCACAAAGUUUAAGUGGGAGCCAUACCCAAAAUUCAACAGUUCAUACAUUUGGCUCAACUUCUGCAUCUGAUGAUGAGUUCUAUGAGAUCAAUCCAGGCUCAAACUCAUAAGAUAUAGGGUGAUUGUAGCCAUAGACACCAAGGAAAAGCACCAGUUCUUCCCCAAAUGUCAUAUUGAAAUUUUUUGUUACUUUGUGUAAUCUUUAGUGCAGUUGCAUGCACUAAUAUGUACAUAUAAAUUUCUUGUACAAGCAUUUGUAUUUUAUCAACUUCAUUUGUGUAUGCAACUAUUGAAAAUCAUUUAUACAAAUUAAUUUAAAUCGAAUGAAUCAUUGUUUUUUCA
Manihot esculenta (cassava) is the source of this 3539-nucleotide messenger RNA. Its product is annotated as probable LRR receptor-like serine/threonine-protein kinase RFK1. NCBI's taxonomy places the organism in Eukaryota, Viridiplantae, Streptophyta, Magnoliopsida, Malpighiales, Euphorbiaceae. Gene Ontology annotation, molecular function: protein kinase activity; ATP binding; protein binding. Gene Ontology annotation, biological process: protein phosphorylation. The transcript is spliced from 24 exons. The coding region runs from base 290 to 3307 and encodes 1005 amino acids. The record is from RefSeq and is a predicted model, not a curated record.